CACUCUGGCAGCAAGCCAGCUCCAGAGCAGACCAGGACUGUGCUGCUCAGUUCUGGGUGAGCCAUGUCACAAGGGACAAGCCCCCCAAGACCGCUCUGGCCCUUCCAGGGAAUCAUCCCCCCGGGAACCCCGGGGCUUCAAGCGCCGGGCACCCUCCUGGUCAGGGCCGGAGAUAAAAGCCCUCCUGGGCCUCUGGGCUGAGGAGGACUCCUUACAGGCCAUGCACUCCACGAAGAGGCGGAAUGCAGACACCUUUGCCCGAAUGGCAGAAGAGCUGGCCAAACAAGGCCACCGCCCCCGCACACUGGAGCAGGUCCGAGCCAAAGUGAAGGAGCUGAGGCAGGGGUACGUCUGGGCCCAUGAGCAGAGCUCCCGCUCCGGGGAAAGGCCGCACUCCUGUGAGUACUAUGAGGACCUGGACAGGGUCCUGGGGGCAAGCGAUCCUCUGCCUCCUGAGAGGCUCGUGGAGUCCGGGCUGGAUACCCCGGUUCUACAGCGGCCGGAACACCUGCUGGGGGACCAGGAGCUCCAGGAGGAGGAAGAAGAAGAGGAGGUCGGCACCCAGAGGACCCAGGAGCCAGGCACCCAGACACAGGAGGCCUCCCAGACCACCUUGGACACUGGGGAGGAAACAUCAGCCGGACCAGCUUACCAGGAGGGGGACGCCCCACCUGCCCCACCACCCAGACGGCCGCAGGGCACCCGUAGGCACUGGCGCAGCUAUUUAGAGCUGGUGCGCCAGCACGUUGGAGUCCUGCAAGAGAUGAAGGACUCCACAGAAAGGAGGCUGAAGACAGAGGCUGAGUGGUACCGGCAAUUGCUGCUCGAAUUUGCCCAGCAGCGCAGGGACAUCUGUGCUGCCAUCCGGGAGGCCAUGGCCUUCCCCGGUCCUUUGCCUGUUCCUGCCCCUCCUCCUCAGCCUGCCCCCUCCUCAACUCUUGCGCCCUCCUCUGCCCCUGCCAUCCCAGCCCCAGCCCCAGCUCCACCUCCUGCUCAGCCCCCUUCUGUGGCAUCCCGCACGCGCAGCCGGGUGCGACAAGGCCGCCAGAGCCAAAGCAGCAGGAGCUUGGCCUCCAGGAUGCCCCCUCAGCCCUGAGCCCCCAUCUCCCCUUCCAGGUUCACAUUCCCCUUCCCACCAGUGACACAAAAUGAGGGAUGCAUUUUUUUAAAGCACUUUAUUUUCUAAAACAGACAUUUUUAUUUUUCUCUGAAUCAAAGAGUUAUUUAUUUUCAUUUGUUAAAAAAACAACAGUUAAAUAAAGCAUACUAGAG
This is a messenger RNA of Pelodiscus sinensis (Chinese soft-shelled turtle), 1272 nucleotides long. NCBI's taxonomy places the organism in Eukaryota, Metazoa, Chordata, Testudines, Trionychidae. The record is from RefSeq and is a predicted model, not a curated record.